AGCCGAGCAUUCCUUUGAGACCUCGACUUCUUCCCUCGUCGGGAUGAUGGGCACCUAAGUGCAAUUUUCAAAUAAUUUCAUCCUUCUCUAGAUUUUUUCCCUUUAAACAUCGGCUGCCAAAUUCAUCGCCAUCAUGCGACUUCUUUGGUAUGCAGGGACCUCAUCGGCCCUGGCGGCUGGCGUCGUCGCCUACGCCUUCAAUCAACGUGCUAACUUCUACUCUGCUAUGGUAUAUUUAUCACAAAAUAACCUAAGUCUUAUGAUCCUCAUAAACCUCGUCCUCCUAGUCUAUGGUUCCUUCGUCUGGGGUCUUCAACGAUUAUGUUAUGGCCCUCUCCGACCGGUCGAAAUCGAACAACUCUACGAGAAAGCUUGGUUCGCCGUGACCGAGACAUGCCUUGCUAUGACAAUAUUUCGUGAAGAGGUUGGAGCUUGGUUCUUGGUCAUGUUCACCGCUUUGGUAACCGGGAAGGUCUGGGAAUGGAUAGGCGAAGGCCGCGUAGAGGUUCUGGAACAGCAACCCCCGGUAAAUCCGCGACUCUUUCACACAAGACUCAGCAUAUCUCUCUUACUCAGCGUCAUCUACGAUACUUGGCUAUUCCUCUAUACCGUGAAUGCUGUCAUCCAACAGGCACGACCCAACAUGAUGGUCAUGUUCUUGUUUGAAUUCGCCAUCUUAGACACCUGCUCGUUUCGCACUAGUUUCCGAUACCUCCUGUCCCUAGUUGAAGCCGACAUCGUAUCAAGACAGACUCGACAGAGACUAGAAGAAAGGCGUAGACAAGUCCGGGAACAACGUGCCGAAAUCAUGCGACGUCGGGAAUCUGGCGACGCCGCCGAGGCGGAAGCUGCGGAGCAGGAGGAGUUACCAAAUGAAGAGGAUAUCGAUGAGACGGAUAUUGAAGUACCGGGUUGGGAAUCUAAGGGACAGUGGGUUCUGAGUCUGGACCUGGCAACUGAUUUUGUCAAGCUCGGUAUCUAUUCCGCUUUCUUCGCUAUAUUAAUGAUGUUCUACGGUCUACCUAUCCACAUAAUGCGGGACCUCUACAUGACAGGAUCUUCGUUUGUGAGGCGGCUCAGGGCUCUCAUCAAGUACCGUAAGGCUGUACAGGGUCUAGCUGGAUACCCUGAUGCUACCGAGGAAGAAUUGGCUCGUGAAAAUACUUGCAUUAUCUGUCGAGAAGAUAUGAGACCGUGGGAUCCACAUGCCGAGGGUUCUGUACAGCGUUCUCGCCCGAAGAAGCUACCCUGCGGCCAUAUCCUACAUUUCGGAUGUCUAAAGAGUUGGUUGGAGAGACAGCAGGUAUGCCCGACUUGUCGACGACCAGUCGACGGGGCCGGACCCAAUGGCACCGGUACUACCCAAGGCGCCAACCAUGGUGGCCAACCCAAUGCCGUAGGCGAAGCAGCUGCGGGCAAUAGAGCUGCAAACGGCGCUCAGCCGGCACAACAACGCGGAGCAGGAAAUAUGAGAGUAUUCCAGUUUGGCCCUAUUCGAUUAGGAUUUGCUCAGGGCAAUGCCCAGAAUAUCCAUGAGAUGGCUCAGCGGCUACGACUCCCUCUUGAGGGUGCUAAUGCUCCCGCUCCCGCUCCCGCUCCUGCUGCCGCGCCCACUCAACCUGCCCGGCCUUCUCUGACUCACGGCAACACCGGCACCCGCGAAUUCCACUUAGAGAUGCAAUUACAGCUACUGGAAAUUUCAAAUAGAAUACAACAGGAGGUGCAAGCCUUACAGGCGAGCCAAGCUGAGGUGCAAACUCUCUAUGCUCUAUUGGCAGAGUUGAAUCACCUCCGUCAGACACAACAGAACCCUCAAGUUGUGUCAAUGCUUCAUCAUGGACAGCCAGCUGCCAAUGCCCCAUUCACACCUUACCAACCAGCCGUACCGCAACAACCCCUUCCCCCAUUUCAACCUAUGGCACAUCAUCCUCCUCAACUUGCAAUCUACCCUCCUCGUGUACCAACGCCGACCAUCACUAGACAUGGUGGCGUAUCAUAUUCAGAUUCCAUCCCAGCAGGUAGCCCCGACUUGCCUGAUAGCGUUGUUAUUCCCCCCGGUUGGUCGUUAUUACCCCUUCAGCGUCUUGAUGGUCAACCCCAACAGGCUCCAAAUACCCAACAGCCUGUUCAACCAGUCGAUAUCAAUGGUCAACAAUCACAGCCAGUCGAUUCAACACACACAACCACUACAACUAGUAGCACCACUAGGGUUGCUCAGUCAAGUUCUAGAACUGGUGAUUCUAAUGUUCGAAAUAUCGGUGCAUCUAGUGGGCCUACAGAAGAACGCCCUACCCAAACUACUUCCCAAGAACAGAGAGAGCCCCCGACGGUAGCUGCGCCCACGCCACUGAUGCCUAAUUGGGGUGGUGCUGCACAGCUCUUUACCGGUUCAGCCUCUGUGAAUGAACCCGAGGCCAGACCCGAGGAAGCGCCAAAGCCGGAGUCUCAACAAGAGAGCUCAGACGACGAGCAAGAAACGUCAAGUAGUAAAGCUAAAGGGAAGGCGAAAGCUGUUACAGUCGAGGAUGCGGAGGAUGCAGAAGACGACUGAAUCAAUAUCAAGCCAAUGUGUCAUUAUUCGAGCUGCGUUCCCAGCUCUGUAUUCACGAAAAGGAAAAUUGCAUCCGGGCGAGGCGUUGACGGCGUUUAAGAUUCAUGUAUAUCCCCUACGAAAAUCGGACUGGAUUGUGGAUAUGGCAUCAUAAGGGUCAUUCGAUAAAUGUGCAGGGCUAAGAUGUUCUCGCUCGCCGAUCAACAUUCUGGAAUAUCUUCUGCCUUCGGUGACUCUAAUUUGAUGCUUGACCUUGCUUUGGAAAGGGCAUGAGGUGUACAUAGACAUUGGUGUACCUAGGAUGAUAGGCAAGGGGAGGAACCCUCACCUCGAGAAAAUUCAAGGCAUCAUUUAUUGAACUCUACUAUCAUA
Hypoxylon trugodes is the source of this 2923-nucleotide messenger RNA. RefSeq lists its product as uncharacterized. The transcript has 4 exons. NCBI's taxonomy places the organism in Eukaryota, Fungi, Ascomycota, Sordariomycetes, Xylariales, Hypoxylaceae. Gene Ontology annotation, cellular component: cytoplasm. The record is from RefSeq and is a predicted model, not a curated record. The coding region runs from base 134 to 2551 and encodes 805 amino acids.